Molecule: messenger RNA, 633 nt
Organism: Soboliphyme baturini
Lineage: Eukaryota; Metazoa; Nematoda; Enoplea; Dioctophymatida; Soboliphymatidae
Source: the annotation of a GenBank genome assembly
AUGUCGAACGACCAAGAUCCGUACCAGUUUUUCACACCGACGAGCAGUCCGAUCGGAUGUGCAGGCAGUGGUCAAAUUCAGCUGUGGCAGUUCCUGAUGGAGUUGCUUUCUGACUGCCGGAACACGACUUGCAUCACGUGGGAAGGCACAAAUGGUGAAUUCAAGCUCGUCGAUCCGGACGAGGUAGCCCGACGAUGGGGCGAGCGCAAGAACAAGCCAAACAUGAAUUACGACAAGCUGAGCAGGGCGCUUCGCUACUACUACGACAAGAAUAUCAUCAGCAAGGUGCAUGGCAAGCGCUAUGCGUACAAGUUUGACUUCCACGGCAUAGCUCAAAUAAUCCAGUCUCAAAGUUCGUCGUGCAGCGCUAACAUCUUCAGUCAGUCGUUGACGAAUCGUCUGCCGAUGGACUUUCCGCCCCAGCAGCCGGCUGGAAUCGCUUCAUGGACGGGCUACUCGCGGUCGAUGAGUUUUCCGCCCCCGCCUCCGGCCGGAACGACUGCCGGUUUCCUCGCGAAUCACAUGUGCUACAACUUCGGCGGAAGCAACUCGCCGGUUCGAAACUUUAGUCUUUGUUCAAAUCCGAUAGCCGGUUCGAAUUCGUCGUUCUCGCCGUACUCGAGACGUUUCUGA